Molecule: messenger RNA, 2686 nt
Organism: Homarus americanus (American lobster)
Lineage: Eukaryota; Metazoa; Arthropoda; Malacostraca; Decapoda; Nephropidae
Product: X-ray repair cross-complementing protein 6-like
Exons: 13
Coding region: 1-1860 (619 amino acids)
Biological process (GO): telomere maintenance; double-strand break repair via nonhomologous end joining; cellular response to gamma radiation
Cellular component (GO): nucleus; Ku70:Ku80 complex
Molecular function (GO): double-stranded DNA binding; telomeric repeat DNA binding; damaged DNA binding
Source: RefSeq, a predicted model, not a curated record
AUGUACGGUUCGCAUUUUGGCAGCAGUUACGAUGUAGGUAGUGAUGAGGCGGAGGGAGAGAUUGGUUUAUGGGCCUACAGAGGUCGCUUGGGUUCUGUCUUCCUCAUUGACACUGCCAAAGAGAUGUUUGUCAACCCCGGUAAAGAGGAAGAUGGGGAGGAACCACCAUUUUAUCAAGCAGUUAGAGCAGCGCACUCGAGCAUGAUGAGGAAAGUGUUCUCCAAUGACCGAGAUGUGUCUGCUUUAGUGCUCUUCAACACUAGGGAGACCAAGAACCACAUUGACCUCUCCCACGUGUAUACAUUACAGGAUUUAGAGUGUCCAGAUGCAGAGAGAGUCCUCGCGUUAGAGGAACUACUAACAAUGCCUGAGAAGUUGUUUGACACAACUUAUGGCCACAGUACUGAUGCCAGUCUGCAAGAUGCUCUGAGCGUCUGCCAAAGUGUCUUGGAAAAAUGGACGAGCCGACUGUCAGAACAGAAUAUCCUGUUGUUCACGUGCCGAGAUGACCCCCACUCAGGUGAUAGCCAGAAGCAGAGACAAGCCAGGAAGAAGGCCCAAGACUUGAAGGAGGCCCAGAUUGAACUGGAGGUGCUACAUAUGGGAGAAAACUUUAAUGUGAACAAGUUUUAUAAGGAUUUGAUAAUACUUGAUGUGAGCGAAGACAACGAGGACUCGCAGGGCAAGAUCACCUUAGCAGAUCCCACAAGUCGGUUUGAGGAAUUGUUGGAGCGAGUGAGGCGUUUGGACCACAAGCAGCACACCGCUGAACGAGUCAUGUUUACUCUGGCUCCCGGGGUUGAGAUGUCAGUCGGUGUUUACCCGGCAGUUAGGAAAAUGAACAAGCCGUAUAAAUCAAAAAUGUGGCAGGAAACCAACGAGGAAGUGAAGUCCGUGAAGAAAUUAAAUUUACGGAAAACUGGAGAGCCGAUUUCAUCAGAUAACAUUUUAAAGUACCAGGUGUAUGGCCGCAAGGAGGUAAGUUUAACAUUGGAUGAAGUGAGCAAACUCAAGCAGGUGUAUGAUGCUGGUAUACACCUCCUGGGGUUCAAACCAAUCAGCAGUGUCAAGCUAUAUUACCACGUCAGGUCAGCAGACCUCAUAUACCCUGACGAAAAGUCAGUUAAAGGUAGCACCAAAAUGUUUGCAGCCCUGUUGGAGCGUUGUAUAGCAAGAAAAGUGGUAGCAAUAGUGCGCUUUAUUCCCCGUAAAGGAGCAACAGUGUCAUUGGCAGCGUUGGUGCCACAAGCAGAGAAACUUGAUAACAAGAAUUGUCAGGUCACUCCACCAGGCUUUGUUGUGUCACAUUUACCAUUUGCUGAUGAUUUCUGCAACAUAAAACUGAAGAAUGCAACCCGUGCCACUCCUGACCAAGUGGAUGCAGCCAAACUAGGCAUCAAGAAAAAUUUUUUCAAGUAUUCACCGCAGGAUUUUAACAACCCUGAUAUUCCGACACACCUGCGCAACAUUGAGGCCUUGGCCCCCAAUAGAUCCCAGCUGGACCCGGUGAUUGACCUCACCAUACUUGACCAUGAGAACAUCAAGAAGGUGGCCGGCAAAUUACUUGAGACCUUCCCUCUUGUGACCCAAAGUGCAUUACCAAGAAAUGGCCAGCUGCCACCUCCUCCUCAGGCUCCAAGAGAGCAAAGUCUGACCCAAUUCUGGAACAAUAAAAAAUGUGCAAAACGUAAGUCAGAAUUUUUGGCUGAUAACAGAGAUGCUCACACACUGACUGUGGACGUCCUGAGGGCCUGGCUACAGAUACGCGGAAUUUCAAUCAAUGCGAAGAGGAAAGCCGAUCUCGUACUAGAUGUCAUAGAACAAGUUGAUCUGGAGUCAUUGAGAACACACAAUGCAUAGCUACAGGAGUUAAAACUAUCCCAGGAGUUACUGCCAGGAAGGAAGUGAUUUGCUGUGAUUAUAACUCCUAGUGGCUGCCAUAAUCCAUUAUUUUGAUACUGUAAUUGAAUUUUCUUGUUCAAUUGUUCGCAUAAAAUUUACCGGUACAAAAGAACAGAAAUAAGUAAAUAAUAACAAUGUAGAUAACUCGUAUGUGCUAUAAAACUUUAAUAAUAUCCAGCCUUGAAGUUAAUAAGAAAACAAUUAUUAAUAAUAUUUUACAGUAAUUGUGGUCCCUCCAUAAGGUGAUUUAGUUAGUGUCACACAAAUAUUCAUUUACCAAACUUAUAUACAGUAAAGAUUUACCCUAAAGUGAAAAUAAAUACUAAAAACACAAAUGAAAUUGUUACUUCUAUACUGUUAAAUAUUGCUAGUGUAGGGUAACCAACACAUAAAGAAUAGUGCACUUAACACUAAACAACAAAUUUAUUGAAUCAAUAGUUCUUCAGUAAUGAUCGGGGUUCCAUUUUCUACCUCAAGGAUCAUAUGCUGUGAGAUUGGCAUAGGUAGUGAAGUGUGUAUAGAAGGUACAGUAAAACCUCGAUUAACCGACCACAUGGGGGGAAGGGGCCGACGGAUAAUCCGAAAGGUCGGUAAAUAGUACAUGAAGUCUACGGAAAUAAAACAUACAUUUUCAACAUACCUUUCCCUAACUUACCUCAUUUAAUUCCCCCUAUUCAUUUUUGUUCAUUUGCCAAUCAUAUUUCAAUAGAAUUUGCUUUAAAACAUUAACCACUUAAGUAAAUAAAUAUGAACCAGCACAGAAACUGAAUAAAAAAUGGAAAAG